This is a messenger RNA of Gaeumannomyces tritici R3-111a-1, 330 nucleotides long. RefSeq lists its product as hypothetical. The transcript has 2 exons. The record is from RefSeq and is a predicted model, not a curated record. Lineage: Eukaryota; Fungi; Ascomycota; Sordariomycetes; Magnaporthales; Magnaporthaceae. The coding region runs from base 1 to 330 and encodes 109 amino acids.
AUGACCACCGGUAAUACGGGCUGCGAGCUUGCGGAGGCGGAGAAGGGAAGAUUUACGGCUGUUGCUGCUGUUGUUGUUGUUGCUGCUGCUGAUGGUGGUUGUUGGCUGGAUUGGGAAAAAAGCCGGGAGGAAAAGAAGCGACGGAGGCUACGAAAUGGAGCCGGAAAUGAGGCACGAAUAAAAGAAGGAAAAAACGACGGGCAAACCCAAAAUUUUUACGAAAACGUGCAUUUAACAAUCCGAUUUACACGCAACAGCCGAACCACCUUUACGACCGGAUUACGAUACUUCGCUUUAAAUAUUAACUUUUUUUUUUUUACUAACCGUUAA